AUGCACCUCGACGCGCUGUGGUUCGCCAAGGCCGCGUACGCGACCUUCAACUUUGGCUUUGGUGCGAUCCUCAUCUUCCUGCCCGUGUAUUUCAGCGCCUAUUUUGACAAAUUUCAAAUCGGCAUUCUCCAGACGCUGCCUUGCCUUUGCUCGAUGCUCGCACCGCCACUGUGGGGCGCCAUUUCGGACGCGCUGCAGCGCCCCCGGCUCGUCCACGUCGUCUGCUAUAUCUCCGGCUCCCUUCUCAUGUUUGGCAUGCAGAACGUCUCGGACAGCUUUGUUUGGACAUGCCUGACACUCUUGGACCAAGCGGUGUUGGCACUUGUGACGCAGCUCGGGGCCGAGUACGGCAAGCAGCGACUGUACGGCUCCAUCGGCUACGGCCUCGGUGCCUACGCCACAGGCCUCGUUGUCGCCAACUACGGUAUCGGCUGGGCCUUUACCAUCAGUCUCGGCUGCUGCGUUCCUGGGCUUGUGUUGCUCUUCAUGCUGCCGUCACCGCCACCGCGGGGGUCGUCGUCGGGUUCGUUCGCCGUGGGCGUGCGUGCGCUUUGGCACCGCUACGAUCUCAUGGCGCUUCUGAGCUUCGCUGCUGUCACGGGUGCCAUGGGUGGAGUCAUUUCAGCGUUCCUUACGCUCAACCUCUUUGAACUUAGCGGCGGGUCGGCGCAGAUUGUCGGCCUCGCAGUCGUCUGCGAAACUCUCUCGGAGCUCCCCGCCUUUUACUGUGCCGACACACUCAUUUUACGUCUCGGAACCGUCACCGUGUUGGCAUUGGCGCUUCUUGCGUACGGCGUACGCCUCACGUGCUAUGCAUUCAUGACGAACGCGUGGUAUGCGCUACCGUUCGAGCUUCUUCACGGCUGCACGUACGGUCUCGCAUGGGCUGCAUGCACCAAAUACGUGUACGCCGCAGCACCCGCUGGCGCGGAAGGUUUUGUUCUGGGGCUUCUUAGCGCUGUGCAAGGCGGCGUCGGGCGCGGCCUCGCGACCUUGGUGGGCGGACAUGUCUACAACGCGUACGGUGCGCGCUAUUUGUGGGGCGUCACGAGCACCGGCGUUCCGGCGGGCUUUCUUGCGCUGUGGCUAUUUUCCCAAACGACCUCGACGAGAAAGAGGAUCAGCGAAACGAGCCCGCUUAUCGAGCGCAGUGGCAAGGACUAG
This is a messenger RNA of Saprolegnia diclina VS20, 1164 nucleotides long. RefSeq lists its product as hypothetical. NCBI's taxonomy places the organism in Eukaryota, Oomycota, Saprolegniomycetes, Saprolegniales, Saprolegniaceae. The transcript is spliced from 2 exons. Gene Ontology annotation, cellular component: membrane. Bases 1 to 1164 code for a protein of 387 amino acids. The record is from RefSeq and is a predicted model, not a curated record.